Messenger RNA from Xylaria bambusicola, 2507 nucleotides. Its product is annotated as Cupredoxin. The record is from RefSeq and is a predicted model, not a curated record. NCBI's taxonomy places the organism in Eukaryota, Fungi, Ascomycota, Sordariomycetes, Xylariales, Xylariaceae. Gene Ontology annotation, cellular component: high-affinity iron permease complex. The transcript is spliced from 7 exons. Gene Ontology annotation, biological process: reductive iron assimilation; cellular response to iron ion starvation. Gene Ontology annotation, molecular function: copper ion binding; ferroxidase activity. The coding region runs from base 581 to 2482 and encodes 633 amino acids.
CUAGCUGAUUGACGGCGCGGGGAUAUCACACCACUCGGGUAGGACAGUAACCGUUCGAUUCUGCUCCGUAGGAAUACUAUGUAGGUUGGCCUAUAGAAGAGAAUGUAAGAUGGAGCGGGGGACCUGGUUGUCUCACACCACACCACACAGUGAAAUUAUUACCAUUGAGACUUGAGUACAUGCGCUUCGGGUAGGUGGUAAUAGUUUUCCAGCUCCGACUCCUACCUCGGAUCAGAUAAGCGGUGAUCCCAGAACAAGGCAAGCCAUAUUGCCAUUCACCAGUCUAACGGUGUUGCUACACACCAACUCUGAUCUAAUCUGAUGGAUAAGACAAUCCUCGUGAAAUGCCCACCUCCACCUCGCUCUAGGUUACGUAAAUAUGCUACAUUAUCUUUAUCCAUUCGUUUCUCUGCAUAGCAUAAUCGCUUGCUAGAAGUCACCAAGGACUCAGACUUGUUUCAGUGUGCGGAUAGAUACUAGAUCUCUUCCCUUUACAUUUCACUUACAAGGGCACUGAUUAUAGCUAUAUUAUUGGCUCUAAAGAUUUCGAUUUCGAGGCACGCGUUCGCCUAUAGCAGUAAUGAAGUCGCAUACAAGCCUCUCUGCAGCCUUGACAUGGGCAUUAGUCACUCUACAAACCAUACACGCGGCGACAGUGACAUAUGACUUUAACAUCAGCUGGGUGACCGCCAACCCAGAUGGCGCAUUCGAGAGGCCAACCAUAGGCAUCAACGGGGAAUGGCCGAUUCCGCGAAUAGAGGCAAAUGUGGGUGACAAUGUCAUCGUUCACGCUACGAACCAUCUUGGUAAUCAAUCGACCUCUUUGCACUUUCACGGCCUUUUCAUGAACGGUACGUCCCACAUGGAUGGCCCUUCGCAAGUCACGCAAUGUGGAAUCCCGCCAGGAUCGAGCUUCACAUACAACUUCACUAUCAACCAACCCGGUACAUACUGGUACCACUCCCACACCGGCGGCCAAUACCCAGAUGGACUAAGAGGACCAUUGAUAAUCAACGACCCAGAAUCUCCAUUCCUAGACCAAUACGAUGAAGAAAUUGUGCUCACCGUAUCGGAUUGGUAUCAUGAACAAAUGGCGGUCCUGCUCCCGGCCUUUAAUUCCAAAGGAAACCCCACCGGCGCAGAACCAGUACCACAAGCCGCCCUCUUCAACGAAACCCAAAACCUGAAAGUCGCUGUCCAGCCUGGAAAGACUUAUCUAUUCCGUAUGGUCAACAUUGGAGCCUUUGCGGGACAGUACAUCUGGUUCGAGGGGCAUAAUAUGACUAUCGUUGAAGUCGACGGCGUAUAUCACCAGCCAGCAGAGGCGGAGAUGAUAUACAUGUCUGCUGCGCAACGAUGUAGCUUUCUGCUGACGACUAAGAAUGAAACUACUGCCAACUACGCGUUCAUAGCGAGCAUGGACACAACCUUAUUCGAUACCCUACCGGAAGAUCUGAAUUAUAAUGUGACCGGAUGGCUCGCUUAUGACGAUGCUCGACCAUUUCCUGAGCCCUCUCUCGUCGAUGAGCUAGACCCCUUCGACGACAUGACGUUAAUACCGUAUGAUAAUCAGAGUAUCUUCGGCGAGCCCGACAAGACCAUCGAGCUGAACGUAAUCAUGGAUAACCUCAACGAUGGCGCGAAUUAUGCUUUCUUCAAUAACAUAACCUACAAAGCGCCUAAAGUACCAACCUUAUACACGGCACUUUCCGCCGGCGAGUUGGUGACAGAUCCCAGCAUUUACGGAUCUUACACAAACGCCUUCGUUCUCGAAAGAGGCGAGAUCGUGCAGAUCGUCGUCAACAACCUCGACACGGGCCGACAUCCUUUCCAUCUCCACGGACACCAUUUCCAGGCUCUAUACCGCUCCGAGGAAGACGCCGGCACUUUCAAAGAUGUCAAUGUUGCCGAGGCUGAUUUCCCCACGACCCCUAUGCGCCGGGACACGUUUGUCCUGUAUCCUACUGGGAACAUCGUUUUGCGGUUUCGCGCUGAUAACCCAGGCAUCUGGCUCUUCCACUGCCACAUAGAAUGGCACGUAACCUCAGGCCUCAUAGCGACCAUGGUUGAAGCGCCUUUAGACUUGCAGAGCAGCAUCACGCUCCCACAGAACCAUCUCGACGUCUGUGCCUCGCAGAACAUCGCCACAGUGGGCAAUGCCGCAGGGAACGCGGCAGAUUUCACGAAUCUAAAGGGCGAGAAUCGAGCCCCUAACCGUUUGCCAGACGGAUUCACAACCCGCGGAAAGGUAGCUCUGGCCUUUAGUAUUUUGAGCGGUAUCCUAGGCGUGUUAGCAGUAGCUGCAUACGGACUAUCCGCGGACCCAGCAGCAGAAGACGGGGGAAACUCGUCUAUAGAGCAACGUGCUACUGAAGCCGCCGGAUCAGUAGGUUCUAGCUCGUCGUCUAAUCAAGAAGGUGCUCCGGAGCCCAAGGGGGGCGAAGCGCUCGUCACGUCAGUUAAUGGUGGAGAUAGGAGUUGACCAUAGCUUUGAUUUUACUGACUCG